AUGGCGCUGUCUUAUCAUCAUCUUCUACCUCAUCUCCAAUGCACCAAAACGGUGCGUCUCACCGUGAAGUCCCAGACCCCAACGGAGCCGUCGCCGGAGGUCCCAGCGAAGAAACCCAGUUCGCAAGGCUUGGGAUUCGGGUCGUCGGCGAGUUCUGGGAGCAAUUCGAGUGUGAGUUCGAAGCAGAAGAAGGGAGGGAGGGCUUCGAUUAUACGGCGGUCGCCGGUGGAGAAGCCGGUGCUGUUUAGCGAAGUAGAAGAGGCGAAGGCGAAGGAGAUGGGGAGUAAUGAGAGUGCUUUUGUUGUGGCUUGGUUGGGGCUUGGUGGUGUGAUUCUUGUUGAGGGUCUUGCUCUUGCUACUUCGGGCUUCCUUCCAGAUGAGUGGGAUAAAUUGUUUGUGAAGUAUUUAUAUCCAUCUUUUACACCAACAGUCCUCUUGUUUAUUGCUGGAACAACUGCAUAUGGAGUAAUAAAGUACCUGCAGAAUGAGGAACUUAAAGGUCAGAAAUGAUCUUUACUUAGUAUAGAGA
Fragaria vesca subsp. vesca is the source of this 529-nucleotide messenger RNA. RefSeq lists its product as uncharacterized. The transcript has 2 exons. The record is from RefSeq and is a predicted model, not a curated record. Lineage: Eukaryota; Viridiplantae; Streptophyta; Magnoliopsida; Rosales; Rosaceae. The coding region runs from base 1 to 510 and encodes 169 amino acids. Gene Ontology annotation, cellular component: chloroplast.